This is a messenger RNA of Caenorhabditis remanei, 480 nucleotides long. RefSeq lists its product as uncharacterized. NCBI's taxonomy places the organism in Eukaryota, Metazoa, Nematoda, Chromadorea, Rhabditida, Rhabditidae. The transcript is spliced from 5 exons. The coding region runs from base 1 to 480 and encodes 159 amino acids. The record is from RefSeq and is a predicted model, not a curated record.
AUGGCAAAAGAUCCAAAGAGAAACAAAAAUCGCGAGACAAAAACAGUAUGUAAAGCAGUGAUUAAAAAAAUUAACACGGUAAAGGAGAAGGAACGAAACGCGAGACAGGAAGCAGAAAAUGCACGACUAGCUCAAUUAAAUGCUCCACGAGAGCUGACGAAAGGAAUGAAACAAAGAACAACGGAUCCUGUCACUGAGGUUUAUGACAGUAUAACUAAGCUCAAAGAAUGGAGACGCUCUUUAUUGUCACCAGUUAAUCAGUCAAAAGAUCUUGGUUCGGGCUGCUCGUCAACUGAUCUGGCUUCGAGUCCAAAUGAGCUGGACAACAAUAGUCCAUGUAAUAAGUUAGCUUUUUUGGUUGUUGAGAAACUUCAUUAUAAUCGCACCAGUCAAAACAUUAAUGUUCCAACCGAGACAAAUAGUGUUCUCUUCACCUUCCUCGCGUUCUUCUGCACUCGGUCUUCGUGUUUGUUGUUUUAA